Tetranychus urticae (two-spotted spider mite) is the source of this 666-nucleotide messenger RNA. The record is from RefSeq and is a predicted model, not a curated record. NCBI's taxonomy places the organism in Eukaryota, Metazoa, Arthropoda, Arachnida, Trombidiformes, Tetranychidae.
AUGCCUCGCUACUCAAUUGAGGAAAGAGUUUUUCUAGUUUCGAAUUACUAUGCAGUUGGUAAAAGUCCAUCUGAGCUACUCAGAAAAUGGUCUAGUGCUUAUAAAAACAAGCCAAAACCACAAGCUGCUACCGUAAUGGCCUUAAUAAGAAAAUGGGAAGCAACUGGCAGUGUUCAAGACGAUACUAAAGGAAUGGCUUCAGCUAAAGUUACUCAAAGGACUCCAGAGAAAAUUGAACAGGCUAGAGCCAUCAUGGAUGCUGAACCGUCAACCUCAGUACGACAACUCGCUCAACAAGUCGAUGUUAGUGUAGGCACAGCUUGGCGAAUCAACCGAAAAGAUUUGAACAUUUUUCCCUAUAAAAUGCAAGUUGGACAGCCAUUGGAACAAGAGUCUUGCGAGAAAAGAGUUGCUUUUGCCAAUGAAAUUUGCGAAGUUCUUGACACGCCUGAUUCACCUAUGGAUCCUUCUAAGAUAAUUUUUUCGGAUGAGGCGCAUUUUUGGCUCAAUGGUUUUGUAAACCGCCAAAACUAUCGCAUUUGGGGAAGCCAAAAACCAGAAUUGGUGGUAUCAAAGCCCCUUCACCCUCAGAAAAUUACUGUUUGGUGUGGUUUAACAGCGUCUGGAAUUGUUGGCCCUUUUUUUCUUGAGCAAACGAUAAACUGA